Molecule: messenger RNA, 1613 nt
Organism: Saprolegnia parasitica CBS 223.65
Lineage: Eukaryota; Oomycota; Saprolegniomycetes; Saprolegniales; Saprolegniaceae
Exons: 6
Coding region: 9-1532 (507 amino acids)
Biological process (GO): methylation
Molecular function (GO): methyltransferase activity; acyltransferase activity, transferring groups other than amino-acyl groups
Source: RefSeq, a predicted model, not a curated record
CGUGAUCAAUGGCGACGGAGUUUGCGCAGACGAGCGACCACGGCGUCGCCGAGACCGCGUUUGAUGCCAUCCACUGCAAGAUGUCGGCCGUCAAGCAAGGCUACUUUUCCGAUGAUUUCGUUGCGCUCGUUGGCCGCAAGCCGACGCGUCGCAUUCCUCUCAUCCAUCGCGGCUACUACCUCCGGCACGUCGCUGUCGAGGCGGCUGUCGACCUCUUUCUGUCGCAGCGACCGACGCCGACGACGCCUGUCCAGAUCCUCUCGCUGGGCGCGGGCUUGGACACACUCUUCUUUCGCCUCCAGCAGCAGCAUGUAUCCCACAUCUCCAUGUUUGAAGUCGACUGCACCGCCAUCACGGACCACAAGAUCGACGUUUUGACGGCCAAGACGAGCCAACUUUUUGGCGAUACGACGAACGUUACGACGUCGGUCCAUGCGCUCAUGGCGACGUCGCCCACGGCCAAGUACGUCGCCCUCGCGUGCGACCUCGGCGACACGGCGGCGCUAACAGCGCGCUUGGCGGCGUACGGCCUGGAUCCCUCGCAGCCAACGCUUGUACUCGCCGAGUGUGUGCUGGCGUACUUGGCGCCGACAGCGCGGUCAGCGCUACUAGGGUGGGCAUCGGCGCUGCUAUCGGACGCCCUCUUCGUCGGCUACGACCCGAUUGGGCUGCCCACCGCGUUUGGGCGUCAAAUGCACGGGUACUUUGCGGCGAAAGGCUGCGACUUGCGCUCGGCCAAGGCGCUGCCCAGCGUCCACGACCAAGCGAGUCACUUUGCUGCCCACGGAUGGCGCAGCCUCCGUCUCUACAACAUGAACGCUGUCUACCGCCGUCUUGUCGACGCGGCCGAGCGCCAACGGAUCGAGGCGCUCGAGCCAUUCGACGAGUACGACGACUGGGUCACGUGCAACCACCACUAUGGGCUGACGCUUGCGUGCACGGGAGUCAUGGACGGCGGCUCCGUCGGCGCCAAAACACUUGGUCGCUGGCCUCGUGUGACGACGCACCUCGACGAAGCAGCGAUGCUUGACACAUUUGCGACCGGCGUAUCGAUCCGUCCGUUCCGGCCUGCCGACCAGGACGCGGUGCGGGCCAUUUUCGAGUCGACGCUCGACGAGUACGACCACAAGUCGGUGCGCAAGCUCGUGGCGCAUCAACUCAACACGGAGCUCGCCGAUGUCGCGGGUUCGUACCUAGCACCCGCCAAAGCAUGCUUUUGGGUGGCCGAGCGCGGGACCGAGUUCCUUGGCUGCGUCGGUGUCAAGCCCUUCAAGGACGAUGGUAUCGCCGAGCUCGUCCGUCUCCGCGUUGCCACGAGUGCGCGCCGCCUGGGCGUCGCCUCGCGCCUCGUGGCCGCGCUCGAGACCUUCUGUCGCGACGUUGGGUACCGCGCCGUGUACCUCGAGACGCUCGCGGCAAUGGAGCCCGCAAAAGCCUUGUACGUGCGCCUCGGCUACGCGCAUCUCGGAUCGAUUCGCGUGGGGAAGCCGCCUUUGGAUUUUGGCCUCGAAAAGUUCCAGCGCGACCUGUAGAGCCUGCAUUGCAGAAAGAGAAUGUAGCAUGCUAUUAGAGAUUCUUAAAGUCAAAAAGGGCGGUCGUCGGGCCAUCGCGGG